Messenger RNA from Spirodela intermedia, 4233 nucleotides. NCBI's taxonomy places the organism in Eukaryota, Viridiplantae, Streptophyta, Magnoliopsida, Alismatales, Araceae. The record is from the annotation of a GenBank genome assembly.
AUGGGUUCUUCCCCUCGGAAGGUUCUUCUCUCACUUCAAUGGCUCCUUGUCUGUGCACUGCUGCAGACACCGACCUCCGCCAACAGGAAGGCAAGUAACACUUAUCUGGUCUCCCCUUUUUUUGGUUCCUCGAGCCUCCUCAUCAAUCUUUCUAUUGAUGGGUUUCCUGUUUCUGCCUUGCAGUCGUAUGUUGUAUAUAUGGGGGGGCAUCAUCACAGCCGAGAAGAGGUGCCCUUGUUACAGACGGAUGUGGUCACAGUAUCCCACCACGAGUUCCUGGAACCCUUCGUGGGCAGGUAACUGAACGUUCAUUCGAAAAUAAUGGGCAUAUGUUCUCCCUCCUCACUAUCUCUUUUUUAGUUAACAUUACUCAAUUCUUGGGCAUCGACUGUUGAUGCAGCAAGGAGAAGGCGCGGGACGCUAUUUUCUACUCCUACACGAGGCACAUCAAUGGAUUCGCCGCACACCUCGAGGAGGAGGAGGCGAUGGAGAUAUCUAGUUGGACUCUUCGACCAGCCUCAUCCGUCUCUUUCCCUUGGUAGCUCUGAACUGCAGCCUGCUAAUUAUCCUUCGCUUUUGAUAUUUAUAGAGUCACCGGCGGUAAUAGCGGUGUUCCCCAACCAGAUGCAUGCGCUGCACACGACGCGCUCAUGGGAAUUCCUAGGGCUGGAGAGCGAUGGGAUUGUCCCUGAUGACUCCAUAUGGAGGAAGGCAAGGCUCGGAGAGGAUACAAUCAUCGGGAAUCUUGACACUGGUAAUCCACCCUAACCUCUCCUCUCCUCGAUUUGCUUUCUCCGCCAUCUUUUUCCCUCUCUCUCUUUCCCCUAUCUAUCUAUCUAUCUAUCUAUCUAUCUAUCUAUCUAUCUAUCCAUCCAUCUAUCCAUCUAUCUACCCUAUCUACCUAUCUCAGUCAUUAUCUGAGAGGAAACCAGUUGACCCAUAAAAACUGCACAGACCUUCCGUUAUCUACUGGGUUUCUGACCGGAUUCCGCGCAGGGGUGUGGCCGGAGUCGGCAAGUUUUAAUGACGACGGGUUGGGGCCUAUCCCGUCGAGGUGGAAGGGGUCCUGCGAGAGCAGCCCCAGCGAUCCCAUUCGCUGCAAUAGGUAUGUUCAGUGCUCCUUGAAAGCAUCGUCAUUAACAUUGCAAUCACCAGCAUCAUACUCAAACGAUAUAAUGUUUCAAACCGAGAACGAUAGAUGGCCAGUCACCGUCACUGGUUUGGCCAUCGUUUUCCCUCCAUCCAUCUACCUUCACGUAGUUGCUCUUCCCACCGUGUGGACCAGUGCUAUCGCAGUCAGUCACCAAUGCUUUCCCGUUAAUACGAUUUCGAUUGAUGUGUUACUAUUACCGUUAAUGAGAUCGACAAAUGUUGCAAUUUCCUUGACCUAGGAAGCUGAUCGGGGCCCGGUUCUUCAACAAGGGAUAUUUAGCCGCCGGGGGAACGUUAACCGCCAGCCAGAUCACCUCCCGUGACACUGACGGCCAUGGUACACACACGCUCGCCACCGCCGCCGGCCGGUUCGUGCCGGACGCCAGUAUCUUCGGCUUCGGCAACGGCACGGCCAAGGGCGGGGCGCCCAGCGCCCGGGUGGCGGUGUACAAGGUGUGCUGGGGCCCCACAGAAGGCGGGAGGUGCUUCGACGCCGACAUCCUGGCCGCCUUCGAUCAAGCCAUUGAAGACGGUGUAGACGUGCUCUCUGUGUCCCUUGGCCACAGAGCCAGCGACUACAUUAAGGAUGGGCUUGCCAUCGGGUCGUUUCACGCCGUGAAGGACGGGAUCACCGUGGUGGGCUCCGGCGGGAACUCGGGUCCCUUCUGGAGAACGGUGGAGAACGUCGCGCCAUGGAUCCUCACUGUGGGAGCAAGCACCAUGGACCGGGAGUUCAUCUCUUAUGCUAUCCUCGGAAGCGGGGUACAACUCAAGGUUCGGCCACCCCUCAGAACCGUUCCUCAGUUGUUCGUUCUUCGGUCGUCUUCUCGAAGCUCACUCUGUCGUCUUCUCCAUUCGUGCGUGCUUCCUCCAGGGGCAGAGCCUUUCCGCCUCCAGUCUCCCGGCGGACCAAUCCUAUCCUCUGAUCAGUAGCGUCGACGCUCGCGCUGCAAAUUCUACCCUCGACGAGGCGUAAGAACGACCACCCUGUUUCCUCCAUCUUUGACCGUGUGUUCUUGCUACUGAAUUGUCUUUGGAUCCCUCUCAGGCGGCUCUGUUCCUUGGGCUCGCUGGAUCCAGAGAAGGUGAAGGGGAAGAUCGUGGCCUGCCUACGGGGGAACGUCUCGAACGUGGAAAAAGGCCAGACGGUGCUCCUCGCCGGCGGCGUCGGGGUGAUCAUUACAAAUCCUGCCAUCCGGGCGAACCAUGUACCCGCCGACCCUCACGUCCUUCCUGCCGUAGGGUUAUCAUAUAAAGACGGCCUCAUCCUCUACAACUACAGCAAUUCUUUCGCGUAAGUAAUUCAGUCAAUAUUCUCUGCUAUCUACAGCCAAAACCGAGCCCAAGCGAGAAUCACUGCACUCACUUAUGAGCCACCAACCAGACACCCGCGACCCUCCACCUCUCUCUUCUUACUUUAUUAUGGAUGUCCAAACCUCCUCUAUCUCUAGAAAAGCAUAUCAUUGACAACUCGCGACCCACAUCAAAUCUCAACAAUCAAAUCUUAGAGGACUGCAAAACCGAUCUACGCCCACAAUGGACUACUUUAGUCAUAAUCGCCUAAGAAUUGUCUAAUUUAUGGUAGAUUUAUAGUGAAUUUAGCUCAUAUUAUCACGAUUCCAGCUGCAUCGUCAUGGAUUUCACUACAUUUUCUGAUGCAGGUUUACUGACUUAACGUCAAUAUUAGGGCUUAAAUUCUGAGUUGUAUUGAAACCUAGUCUAGUUUCCAAUCAGAAUACCGUAAAUUCUGAACUAAGUUGGACAAUCAAUGUUAAACGUCAAUAUUUCAGCUUUUUCCUUCAUUUAACAAAUAUUUCAUGUUAUUCCUGUAUUAUCAAUACUGUUUCUAUUUUUUAACUAGCAUGCACAUUGUUUUACUCAUGGAUUUCAAAAACCUCAGUUUUAAACCGCAAAUAGAAUUUUUUGCUGAUUAAAUUGAACUAUUGACACCUAUAUUACGGAGUUUGACAAGAUUGUUUCUGGGAUUGAUCGUUCACCUUGGUUGCAGGAACCCUGUCGCCCGCAUCAUCGCACCUACCACGGUGGUAGGCACCAAGCCGGCUCCUUUCAUGGCCGCCUUCUCAUCCCGAGGACCCAACCCUGUCAACCCCGAGAUCCUUAAGGUUCUCUCUCUCUCUCUCUCUCUCUCUCCCCCUCGCUCCCUACCUCCCUCACUCCUAGUCCCUUCCACAGAACUUUCUAGUCGUUUCCCGGUUCUCAUAUGUGCAUUGAAUGGCUUGCAGCCGGAUAUCACUGCUCCAGGUGUGAGCGUUCUCGCUGCCUUCACGGAGGCAGUUGGACCAUCUGAUAACUCCUUCGACAACCGCCGUGUUCGAUUCAACAUAUUGUCCGGAACGUCGAUGUCGUGCCCUCACAUCUCCGGGGUCGCUGGCCUCCUCAAAACCCUGCACCCUGACUGGAGCCCGGCGGCGAUCAAGUCCGCAAUCAUGACUACCGGUGAGUUUCGGGUCUGCACUGAAUGAUAGGUUACCCAACUUUUCCACAACUGAUUUGGAUCUAUUGCUGUCCACUCGGCUUGCAGCGACGACCGAUGAUAACCAGGAGAAACCUAUACUCGAUUCGUUCUUCUUUACGGCCACCCCGUUCAGUUACGGCGCAGGGCACGUCCGCCCGAACGUCGCCAUGGAUCCAGGCCUUGUCUACGACCUCACGGUGGAGGACUACCUCCGCUUUCUCUGCGCCAUCGGGUACACCUCGGGGGAGGUCGCCAUCUUCGACGGGACGCCAUUCGCGUGUCCGCUGAUUCCUCCUAGGCUCCUCGACCUUAACUACCCCUCCAUCAGCGUACCACGACUAUCCGCUCCGACGACCGUCAAUAGGAAGGUGAAGAACGUUGGCUCGCCGGGCACGUACACGGCACAAGUGACUCCCCCACAAGGUAUCUCGGUAAAGGUAACUCCGGAAACCCUCGUCUUCAGCAAGUACGGCCAGGAGGAGAUCUUCAGCGUCACGGUGAAGGCGGAGUCUGGCGCACAGGCCGGCACAUAUGUCUUCGGCCGUUUAACGUGGUCGGACGGCGUUCACAACGUCAGAAGCCCCAUUGUCAUUGGCGUCGUAUGA